AUGUCAUAUCAUAAUCAGCGACAUGACGGACGAAUACAGAAACCAUCAUACACACCGAGGUAUCAACAACACAACAAUAACAAUAAUCAAUAUAAUAACGAUUCAAAUGGUAAUCAACACAACAAUAACAGGUAUCAAUCUUAUCAAAAUAAUCUAGAUCAACAAUUAGCAAGUCAAGAGAAAAAACAAGCAUUUAGAAGAAUAACAGAUCAUGGAAAUAAUAUGACAAGAUGGUAUAUUGAAAAAUCUUUGGGUAUCAACACAUCAAAACAACAAUCAAUAGGUAAAAUACGACCAGAAAGUUCAUAUUUAAUUGAUUUAUUACCAUCAAUGGCUUAUUCGUCAAGUUUUAAUCGAAAUAGAAAAAACAACAAAAACAAUUUAGGUGUAAUGGAUUUAGAAACUAAAUUUGUUCAUUUAUCUUCAAAUAAAGUAAAACAUUCAAUAAAUACAGUUAAAUGGACACCAGAAGGUCGUAGAUUAUUAGUUGCUUCACAUUCUGGAGAAUUUACAUUAUGGAAUGGUAUGACAUUUAAUUUUGAAACCAUUAUGCAAGCUCAUGAAAAUCCUAUAUUAAGUUUAAAGUAUUCAAAUAAUGAUGAUUGGUUAUUAAGUGGUGAUCAAAAUGGUCAAAUAAAAUAUUGGCAACCUAAUUUUAAUAAUGUUAAUAAUAUAGCAGCUCAUUCUAAUGGGAUAAGAGAUAUUGCUUUUUCACCUAAUGAUUCUAAAUUUUUAUCAUGUGGUGAUGAUUCAAUGAUUAAAAUAUGGAAUUUUAAUAAUGGUAAAGAAGAAAGAACAUUAACUGGUCAUAACUGGGAAGUUAAAAGUGCUGAUUGGCAUAAAGAUUUAGGUUUGAUAGUAAGUGGAUCAAAAGAUAAUUUAGUAAAAUUAUGGGAUCCAAGAGUAUCUGAAUGUAUUACAACAUUACAUGGUUUUAAACAUACAGUAAAUACAACAAGAUUUCAACCAGCUGGAACUAAAAGAUUGUUAGCUUCAGUAUCUAGAGAUAGAUCAUGUAGAAUAUUUGAUUUAACUACAAUGAAAGAUAUGCUAGUGAUUAGAGAUACAGAUACUGAUUUAUCAUGUUGUUCUUGGCAUCCAUUACAUGCAUCUAUGUUAACUACUGCAACAUUUAGUGGUUCAAUUAAUCAUUAUUUAUUAAAUUCAUAUAUUCCAAAUUCAAAUGAAAGUAUACCUAAAAAAUCAAUAAAUUCAAAUAUAACUCAAUCAACAUCAAUAGAUUCAACACAUAAAAUCCCUUAUGCACAUGAAAAAGCAGUACAUUCAUUAGAAUAUCAUCCAAUGGGACAUUUAAUGUGUUCUGCAGGAUCAGAUAAAACAGCUAGGUUUUGGUCAAGAGCUAGACCGAAUGAUCCAAUGUCUUGGAAAGAUGCGGUUUAUACUGAUGAAAAAGUCGGUGCUUGGUAUUAUACUGUUAAUAAUAAUGUUAAUGCAGUAAUGGAAGAUCCAUCAUCUACUUAUAAUCAACCAUUAAUGAAUCAAGUUGGUAGUAUAUAG
Lodderomyces jiufengensis is the source of this 1518-nucleotide messenger RNA. RefSeq names its product cleavage polyadenylation factor subunit. NCBI's taxonomy places the organism in Eukaryota, Fungi, Ascomycota, Pichiomycetes, Serinales, Debaryomycetaceae. The coding region runs from base 1 to 1518 and encodes 505 amino acids. Gene Ontology annotation, cellular component: mRNA cleavage and polyadenylation specificity factor complex. The transcript has a single exon. The record is from RefSeq and is a predicted model, not a curated record. Gene Ontology annotation, molecular function: protein binding.